Daldinia childiae is the source of this 393-nucleotide messenger RNA. RefSeq names its product 40S ribosomal protein S22. Gene Ontology annotation, cellular component: ribosome; cytosolic small ribosomal subunit. The record is from RefSeq and is a predicted model, not a curated record. Gene Ontology annotation, molecular function: structural constituent of ribosome. The transcript is spliced from 2 exons. Gene Ontology annotation, biological process: translation. Bases 1 to 393 code for a protein of 130 amino acids. Lineage: Eukaryota; Fungi; Ascomycota; Sordariomycetes; Xylariales; Hypoxylaceae.
AUGGUCAAGACUUCCGUCCUCAACGAUGCGCUUAACGCCAUCAACAACGCCGAGAAGACCGGCAAGCGCCAGGUCCUCAUCCGACCUAGCUCUAAGGUCAUCGUCAAGUUCUUGACCGUCAUGCAGCGCCACGGCUACAUCGGCGAGUUCGAGGAGGUCGAUGACCACCGAUCCGGAAAGAUCGUCGUGCAGUUGAACGGCCGCAUCAACAAGUGCGGUGUCAUCUCUCCCCGAUACAACGUCCACCUUUCCCACCUCGAGAAGUGGGUUGUCAAGCUGCUACCCGCUCGUCAGUUCGGCUACAUCAUCCUUACCACCUCUGCCGGUAUCAUGGACCACGAGGAGGCCCGAAGGAAGCACGUUGCUGGCAAGAUUAUUGGUUUCUUCUACUAG